Dermatophagoides pteronyssinus (European house dust mite) is the source of this 718-nucleotide messenger RNA. RefSeq names its product transmembrane protein 35A-like. The record is from RefSeq and is a predicted model, not a curated record. Lineage: Eukaryota; Metazoa; Arthropoda; Arachnida; Sarcoptiformes; Pyroglyphidae.
GAUCGUUGAGCAAGUUUUCAAUAUUAUUUGUGGUUGUAUUUGACAAACUAGAAAUUCAACAUGAAAUUCAAUUGGGAACUGUGGCGUUCACGGUCCAUUGUAUUGACAGCUUUGUCCAUAUUUCUGGGUUCAUUUUUUAUAUUGAUGGGCAUACUGAAAUUAUCACCAAUCAUAAGCCCGGAAAUCCACCGUGAAUUACGACGAAAUUUCAUUCAUUUUGCCAAACUAACACCAAUUUGGACGACAUAUUUUGGAUGGAAAAUACCGGCCCGUUACUAUCGAAUUGGUUGGGGCACAAUCGAAUCAUCGGCCGGAUUUAUUUUGAUUUUCAUACCGUUUCGGCGUUUGAAAAUCAUUGCCAACAUAGUGCUAUUGUUGUUAACAUUGUUUUCCAUUCUAAAUCAUCACAGUGCUGGACAUCGAUUCGAUCGUAUCGCACCAUGCAUUGUAUUCACAUUGAUGUUAGCAUGUCGAUUGGUUGUCGAAUAUCAAGUUCAACGGCGAACAAAUCGAGCAGCAUUCAUAACAUCAUCUGUAAAUGGAAAUCAUCAUCCGACCAUUGAUAAUAAUCACAUUGAUGAUGAUGACCAAUUUGAUGACAAUAGAAUUGAACAACCUAUUAAUCAUGCCAAAGUUGAUUAGAUAAUUAAUUCGAAUUUUUUCUUUUGUCUGCUACUGAUACUAUGACGCCGACUGGUGGAGAAAUAAACAAGCUUUU